CGAUAUAAGCUGCACCACUACGUAUAACUACUUAGUUCAACAAAUUUGCAUCACAACUCUUUUCCAACAAAGUUUUUGCUUGUAAAUUUCCGAUCUCCAUCUUGUUAAUAACCAUGCUGGAGGGUAAAGCAGUCAUCGUUGAGACUGACAUGCUUCAAACCAUGCAGCAGAAGGCACUUGACUUGACUUCCAAAGUCCUUGAUUUAUUUGAUGUCACUGAAGCCACUGAGAUAGGCCGCUUCAUUAAAAAGGAGUUUGACAGGACAUAUGGACCUGGAUGGCAGUGCAUUGUAGGAGCAGAUUUUGGUUCAUUUGUUACACAUUGCCACGGCUGUUUCAUCUAUUUUUGCGUGGGCAGCCUUGCAGUUUUGAUGUUCAGGGGAGCUGCAGGUCCAGAAGCUGAGGCAAAGCAGCCGUGUGCAGCGGCCUUGGAGGCAAUACAAGCAGGAAGUUCUUAUUCUCUUCAUCACUUUGUGCUUUGAGUGUGUACCCUGCCUUUGUAGUAGUGUAGGCUAGGUAUUAGGACUGAAGAAGAAAUUCUAGGGUUCGAAUUUUAGAUUCAACGAUCCAGCUAGCUGUUUAUAUACAUUUUCGUCAUGUUUCAAAGGACUGCUAUGCAUUCGUUUAAUGGUUGCUGAUAAGCUUGGGACUGCUAGAGUUAGGGCUUAUCCCUAGCUAAGUAAUUUUCUGUUUGGUUAUGUUACAACCGUUUGGGU
Molecule: messenger RNA, 716 nt
Organism: Pyrus x bretschneideri (Chinese white pear)
Lineage: Eukaryota; Viridiplantae; Streptophyta; Magnoliopsida; Rosales; Rosaceae
Product: dynein light chain LC6, flagellar outer arm-like
Exons: 2
Coding region: 114-482 (122 amino acids)
Biological process (GO): microtubule-based process
Cellular component (GO): dynein complex
Molecular function (GO): dynein light intermediate chain binding; dynein intermediate chain binding
Source: RefSeq, a predicted model, not a curated record